Molecule: messenger RNA, 2697 nt
Organism: Linum trigynum
Lineage: Eukaryota; Viridiplantae; Streptophyta; Magnoliopsida; Malpighiales; Linaceae
Source: the annotation of a GenBank genome assembly
AUGGGGAUGUUCAAGAAGGAAAGGGAAGAAGAAACAGAGCAGCCUCUCCUCCUUCCUCCUCCUUCUUCAUCAUCAUCAUCAUCGUCUUCUUCUUCUUCUUCUCAGGAUCAUGUUGGUGAUCGAGAUUCCACUCUCACUCCAACCUUUCUUCUCAGCAUCUUGGCAGUUGCUUGUGGCUGCUUCGCCACUGGAUGCACUAUCGGAUACACUUCUCCUGUUGAGUACCAGAUCAUUGGGGAAUUGGGUCUCACUGUUGAUGAGUACUCUGUUUUCGGGUCAAUGAUGGUUGUUGGAGGACUGGCGGGUUCUCUAGUAGGUGGGAAGAUUACUGAACUCAGUGGAAGGAAACGUACAAUGAUGGGUCUGGAUGGACUGUUCAUAGGUGGAUGGUUGACAAUUGCAUCUGCAAAGGGUGCUCCACAGCUUUACUUUGGGAUGCUCUUGAUUGGAAUGGCAGCACCCAUCAAUCUUUAUCUGGCCCCUAUUUAUGUUGCAGAGAUCACACCCAGCAACCUAAGGGGAACAGUUGUCUCAGUCACUCAGCUGAUAAUGUUUUGCAGCAUUUCAUUCGCAUACCUUUUGGGUUCAUUGAUCAACUGGCGUGCUUUGGCACUAAUAGGAGCAAUUCCAUGUCUAGUGCAGCUGUUUCUUACUGUGUUCAUCAUUCCUGAGUCUCCAAGGUGGUUGGCUAAAACUGGGAAGAAAAAGGAGUUUGAGGCUGCCCUGCUGCAGCUUAGAGGAGGAAAUGCUGAUAUCUCUUGGGAAGUUGAUGAAAUCAAGGAAUAUAUAGAGACCAUCAACAGCAUCUCUUCUAAGGACAGCAGCUUCCUGGAUAUGUUCCAGAAACAGUAUGCAAUUCCUUUGAUAGUUGGAAAUGGGUUGCUGGUGCUGCAGCAAUUCUCAGGGAUGAACUCAUACAAUAUGUAUACUGAUGUCAUCUUUGUUUCUGCAGGAAUCCCAAGCACUGCUGGGUUUUUGGCAGUGGCAUCUUUCCAGAUUGUGGGAGCAUUUUUGGCUGCUACAAUGAUGGAUAGAUAUGGCAGAAGACCUCUUCUACAGGCUGGAGUUAUAGGAACAUGCCUUGGGAGCUUGCUUACUACACUGUCAUUCAUCCUCCAGGGGUUUGAGGGAUGGAGUAGAAUGACUCCAACAUUGGCACUCCUAAGUGUAAUGAUAUACGAGGGAGCGAUUGCUGUCUGGAGUGGAAUUCCAUGGAUGAUUGUAGCAGAGCUAUUUCCUCUGAGCAUCAAAGGAUCAGCAGGGACAAUGUGUUGCCUAUCCUACAAUAUCUCUUCACUCAUGGUUUCAUUGACCUUCCAAUCUUUGCUUCAAUGGAACCCUCCAGGUACAUUUCUUAUAUACGCAGGUGCGAGUGGUGUGGCAAUAGGGUUUGCAGUCAAAUUGGUUCCUGAAACUAGAGGGAAAACCCUUGAAGAAAUCCAAUCCUCUUUCACCCACAAGAUGGGGAAGACCAAGAAGCAGGAAAGGGAAGAAACCAGCUGCAGUAGUGGAGAAGAAGGAAGAACACAGGCACAGCAGCCUCUCCUCCUUCCUCCUUCUCAGGACCAUGAUGGUGGCGGUCGAGAUUCCCCUCUCACUCCAACCUUUCUUCUCAGCAUCCUGGCAGCUGCUUGUGGAAGCUUCUCCGCUGGAUGCACUAUAGGAUAUACUUCCCCUGUUGAGUACCAAAUCAUUGAGGAAUUGGGUCUCUCAGUUGAUGAGUACUCGGUUUUUGGGUCAAUGAUGGUUGUUGGAGGACUGAUGGGUUCUAUAGUCGGUGGGAAGAUUACAGAACUCAUUGGAAGGAAACGUACGAUGUUGGGUCUGGAUGGACUGUUCAUAGUUGGAUGGUUGACAAUUGCAUUUGCAGAGGGUGCUCUACAGCUUGACUUAGGGAUGCUCUUGAUUGGAACUGGAGCAUCCAUCAAUAUUUACCUGGCCCCUAUGUAUGUUGCAGAGAUCACACCCAACAACCGAAGAGGAGCAGCUGUGUCAGUCACUCAGCUGACGAUGCUUUGCAGCAUUUCAUUUGCAUUCCUUGUGGGUUCAUUGAUCAGCUGGCGUGCCUUGGCUCUGAUAGGAGCAACUCCAUGUUUUGUGCAACUGCUUCUUGCUAUCUUCUUCAUCCCUGAGUCCCCUAGGUGGUUGGCUAAAACUGGGAAGGAAAAAGAGUUUGAAGCUGCCCUGCUGCAGCUUAGAGGAAGAACUGUUGAUAUCUCUUGGGAAGUUGAUGAAAUCAAGGAAUAUACCAAAAUCAUCCAUGGCAUCUCUAAGAACAGCAGCAGCUUGGAUAUGUUCCAGAAACAGUAUGCAAUUCCUUUGAUAGUUGGAAAUGGGUUACUGCUGCUGCAGCAAUUCUCAGGGAUGAACUCAUACGCAAUGUAUACUGCUGCCAUCUUUGUCUCUGCAGGAAUCCCUAGCACUGUUGGGUUCUUGGCAGUGGCAUCUUUCCAGCUUGUGGCAACAUUUCUGGCUGCUGCAUUGAUGGAUAGAUAUGGCAGAAGACCUCUUUUACAGGUUGGAGUUAUUGGAACAUGCCUUGGGAGCUUGCUUACUGCACUGUCAUUCAUCCUACAGGGAUUCGAGGGAUGGAGUAGAGUGUCUCCAACUUUGGCACUGCUAAGUGUAAUGAUAUACUCGGGAUCUAUUUCCAUUUGGAGUGGAAUUCCAUGGAUGAUUGUAGCAGAGGUAAUUUGA